CUUUAUCAGCUUGUAGUUUAUCAAGAGCUCCACAGUAUGGUCACAUUAAGGUUGAAACUCUUUGGGAUAUUGACGCAUCAACAUUAGGAUUUUCAUAUCGAAUUGCUAAAUUCUUUAAUUAUAAUAAUUUUUAA
Scutellospora calospora is the source of this 134-nucleotide messenger RNA. NCBI's taxonomy places the organism in Eukaryota, Fungi, Glomeromycota, Glomeromycetes, Diversisporales, Gigasporaceae. The record is from the annotation of a GenBank genome assembly.